This is a messenger RNA of Batrachochytrium dendrobatidis JAM81, 1665 nucleotides long. RefSeq lists its product as uncharacterized. The record is from RefSeq and is a predicted model, not a curated record. The coding region runs from base 9 to 1634 and encodes 541 amino acids. Gene Ontology annotation, biological process: vesicle-mediated transport; small GTPase-mediated signal transduction; protein geranylgeranylation. Gene Ontology annotation, molecular function: GDP-dissociation inhibitor activity. Lineage: Eukaryota; Fungi; Chytridiomycota; Chytridiomycetes; Rhizophydiales. Gene Ontology annotation, cellular component: cytoplasm; Rab-protein geranylgeranyltransferase complex; cytosol. The transcript has 9 exons.
CUACUACAAUGGAAUGUGAUAGCAAGUUUGAUGUCAUUAUUGUUGGAACUGGACUUUCCGAGUGCAUUCUCGCUGGUGCACUUGCCAAAGCUGGACAAAAAGUCCUGCACUUGGACACUGCUGAAUACUAUGGUGCUGAAUAUGCUGCAUUCAACUUUGCCGAAUUCAUCGAGAAACAAGUUGAUUUCUCUUGGAUUCAUCAACCAUCUCCAAUUCAUCCUGAAAAUGAUUCUGAAAAAUCCAAGGCAUCCACGAAUGCACAGUUUGCUCAAGAUGAAUCAGCACCCAUUUCAAAUAGUAUUACUUUUGAACAGAAAAUCAAAACAUUAAACCAGCUCAUAUCAAAGUCGCCCAAUAUCAAACUGCAAUUGGAAAAACUCUUGCAUCUGAAAGAAAUAUCAACGGUCCAGUGGGAUACUUUAGAGCCAAAUGUGCUGGAUCAAGUCGCUCUUUUGGUUGAUGCUUUUCAGAGCUCGCGAAACUUUAGCCUAGAAAUUAUCCCAUUGCUGCUCUAUUGUCGAGGUCCACUGGUCAAUUUGCUGGUAUCAUCACAUGCAGGACCGUUUUUGGAAUUCAAAAUGUUGGAGGAUAUAUACCUGGAAUGGGACGGCGUCUUGGAAAAGGUCCCCGGAAGUAAGGAAGACGUAUUUGCUAGCAAGACCACGGAUCUUGUUGGUAAACGGUACCUUAUGAAAUUUUUAUCCAUGGUAUUAGACUAUAAAGAAAACGAAUCUGUUUGGAAAGAUUAUCAAAACAAACCAUUUUUAGAAUUUCUUGCAAGUCAAAAGCUCAAUGAAAAGAUGUCGGCUGUGAUCAUUCAUGCGAUUGCGCUUGUUGGUAAUGUGAACAAGUCAAAAACCAUGACAACUUUGGAAGGACUUCAACUGACUCAUACGCAUUUGAGUUCUCUCGGUCGGUAUGGAAAAAGUGCUUUUUUAAUGGGCAUUUAUGGAUCUGGAAGUGAAUUAUGCCAGGCUUUUUCAAGAUACUCUGCUGUUUAUGGCAGUACAUACAUUUUAGGGUUUGAAUUGGAAAGAUUUGAUAUUCAGCAAGAUAUGAUAACCGUGACUGGCCAAGGAAAGACGUUUGAAGCUAAAAAACUGGUUGCUGGAGCAAAGUAUAUAGAUUUAAUUUUUGAAAAAUCUGUUACUGAAACAACACAGCUUUUGAGAUCCACUAUUAUCAGUAAAGCGCCAAUUAUUGGAUAUGAUUCUCUGGCGCUUGCUGUACUACCUCCCCAGUUUGAGGUACGAUCUGAGGGUAUUUUUGCAUUACAAAGCAACUCAACUAUCAAGACUUGUCCAGAUGGAUUUUAUACCAUUACUUUGAUUUCAGAUGGCGUAGCAACAACCAUGAAAGAUCAUCAAGAGGCGCUCGCUACUUUGACUAGGCAUUACAAUGAGUCUCAUCCAGACGGGCUCACAGCUCUACAUGUGUUCCACCAUACCAAUCAUACUAAAGUCAAAGCUCAAGAUGGAUGGGUUCAUGAUCGUGUUGCAGUGUGUCAGAGCCCUGCACCAGGUAUCUAUGCAGAGCAUCAUGUGCACGAAGCGCAAACUCUUUUUGAACAACUAUGUCCAGGUGGCGAGUUUUAUCCAGAGCAGAUUGUCACCGACAUGGGUGGUGAUGAAUGAGAAAUAAACUUGCAUAUUUUUGUAAAUCUUG